CUCGCGAUCGAGAGCAGAAAACCCGCGCGUUCACUUUUGCUCUCUUGGAUCCACGCCGCGGAUUGAAGCACAGGAGAAAGGAAUCGAAUCUCUCUUGGGUCAUUUUCUCCCCCCAUCCAUAUGGGUCAUGGGUUCAGGACUUUCCACUUCAUCCAGAGCCGCGGUCAAACUGACCAAUGAUAAAUGCUACAGAACUGACUCCAAUAGAAAUCAAUUCAAGUUAGAGCCCGUCAUAUUAAGCCGCGGAGAAGUGGACGGAAUUCUAGAAGAUGAUUCUCAUAAAGUAGGGACUUAUAUACUGUACGAGGAUUUGGAAAAAGAAAAAAUGUAUUUAGCUUUCAAGACUUCUGACAAGAAGAUCGCCCAUUACGCCAUUGUAAAGAUGAACGACUUGUACUAUUUCAACGACUUCCCCUUCCCGUACUUAGAAUCCAUUGUCUUGUAUUACAAGAAAUACAAAUUCAAGGAUACCAAGCUAACGAAUCAGGCUUUCCUGGAGCCCUAUCUUCGGACUCAGCAGACGAAAAGGAAGUCCUCCAGGUCUCUCAUAUCGUCUUCAGUGGACGGCCUCAACAACGAGACCAUAGAAAACGACAAAACGUGGACAUACGGACAUUACAAAUCACUUUCGACGAGAUUAUGAACCUAAUUUAUACGAAGAACGUUUUGUUGUACCAUACUCUGCUUAUGAAAUGAAAGCCGAGUGCACGUUACUGUCAAAAGCCAUAUCUUGUGAAAUGACUGAAAUGAUUGUUCAUUUUGCAUUUGUUGUUUGCGGUGACUUUUAUACAGUCAUGCCAAGGUUUAUGAAGUUUGUGUUUCCCAGAAUGUUUCAAGUGCCAUUCCAAAAUAUUAAAAGUGUUUCAACAGGAAUAUCUUUUUUUAAAUAGAAAUAAAAAGAUAUUUUGUGUCAUAUAUAAGAAUUAGCAGUCCUAUUGUUUGGAAGCUUUCACAACAUUUGUGCAAUUUCUGUAUUGUUGCCCACGUCGAAGACAAACAAAACAUGUUAAUGAUGAAUAAAUCAUUAACUGUAAAAUAUUGAUGUUAAUGAUGUAAUGAUUAAACAUGUUAAUGAUGAAUAAAUCAUUAAAUGUAAAACAUUGAUCCAGAUACAUAUAUCUGCUGUUUCGACAUGCUAUAUUAUACGGCUGCUUUGUAAUCUGUAUUUAUCAGUUUAUAUCUGUGGAUUAGCAGCUAUUUUGUGAUCUUUCAAAGCUGUUACAAUAUGAAGUAUAAUCGAAUUAUCUGAGAAGAUAUUAUUUAAGUUGAAGAUGAGUUAUUUUAUUAUCCUAGAUUGUUCCUGAUUUCAAAAUGACGCAAUGGUGCUACCUGAAUCUUGUUAAAGGAAGCAUGUGUUCCAUAUUAGAAAACUAUAACCAUAUUUUUAUGGAAAGCCGACAAAUUGUCAAGUCUAUAGUUUGUGAAGGGUCAAGAAAUGGAAAGGGCUACUUAAGUUAGAAGUAUGAAUGACUUUGUCAUUUUGAAAGAUAUGUGGAUAUUGUAGUUUAUUUAAUGGUUUAUUAAUGAUUGUUAUAUAGUAUUUAGUUGUAUUUUCGAAUUAUGGUUCUGUGUAUUUUGAAAUGUUGUAUUUGUUGCGGAAAAUGCCUUCCAUAAAUAUUAUUAUUUUUGA
Messenger RNA from Argiope bruennichi, 1630 nucleotides. RefSeq lists its product as uncharacterized. The transcript is spliced from 4 exons. NCBI's taxonomy places the organism in Eukaryota, Metazoa, Arthropoda, Arachnida, Araneae, Araneidae. The record is from RefSeq and is a predicted model, not a curated record. Bases 128 to 643 code for a protein of 171 amino acids.